Lodderomyces orthopsilosis Co 90-125 is the source of this 1629-nucleotide messenger RNA. RefSeq lists its product as uncharacterized. Gene Ontology annotation, cellular component: membrane. The coding region runs from base 1 to 1629 and encodes 542 amino acids. Gene Ontology annotation, biological process: transmembrane transport. The transcript has a single exon. The record is from RefSeq and is a predicted model, not a curated record. Lineage: Eukaryota; Fungi; Ascomycota; Pichiomycetes; Serinales; Debaryomycetaceae. Gene Ontology annotation, molecular function: transmembrane transporter activity.
AUGGUCAACUUAAAGAACUUAAUCUUGGCUCAAGAAGAGGUGGGGAGACUUACAACAGUAUCAACCAACUCAUCGCAAUCUUCAAACCAACUUUUGCACCCCGCUAAAGAUAACGAUGUCAGUGUUACCCACAAACAGAUCCCAUCACAGUACAUUGACAUUUCCAGUUCAACUCUAACUCCUGAGGAAAUAGAGCAAAGAAAUAACUCUUGGAAGUUCAAGAUCAAAAAGCUCUUUUGGGACGGGACUGGAAAACACCCCAGGGAGCAAAAGUAUCUAUUCAAGUUGGACUUCUUUUUGUUAACUUCAUCAUGUUUAGGGUAUUUUAUCAAAAACUUAAAUCAGUCGAACGUCACCACUGCGUAUGUUAAUGGUAUGGAAGAAUAUUACAAUAUGAACAACAAUCAAUACAACUAUAUGGUGACAUUAUUUACAGUUGGGUAUAUCAUUGGUCAGAUCCCCUCUAAUAUGAUCUUACACAGAAUAUCUGCUCGAUUCUAUCUUGGUGGGUUGGAAAUACUUUGGCUGAUUUUGACAGUGUUGAUGAUAACAGUUCCACCAACCAAUAUCAAGGGUAUGUAUGCGUUGAGAUUUUUUAUCGGAUUAUUGGAAUCUGGCUAUUUCCCAGCCUUGGAAUAUUUGUUGGGGUCUAAUUACGGUACACCCGAGUUGCUGAAGCGGUCAUCAUACUUUGCAAUUAGUUCAGGAUUGGCAGGGAUAAUUAGUCCCCUUUUACAGGAAGCCAUUAUCAAGAGAUUUAAGCACUCAAGUUUACCACCUUUCAAAUGGAUGUUUGUGUUUGAUGCGGUUAUUAGUUUCCCUAUUGGUAUCUACACCAUGCUUGUUGAUCCAAAUACACCACUGACUACUGAUGCAUUUUACUUUACUGACGAGGACAAGUUAGUUGGCUUGGAAAGAAGAAGACUUAUAGGGGCUGAGCUAAACACAAGACAGCCUUUUACGUGGCAAAAGGUCAAGUCAUUCUUCAACACUUGGCAUAUUUAUGUAUUUCCAUUACUCUUCUUGUGCUAUAAUAAUAGUUGUGCUGCCAAUACUCAACCGACAUUCCAGUCAUUCAUGAAGAAUUAUUUAAACAAACCAUCUAGUGUGUAUAACACAUGGCCAUCGAUUUUAAGUGCUAUUUCUAUUGGUGUGACAAUAAUCUUUGCUUAUGCGAAUGAUAUUUUAGGAGGAAGAAAGAAUGUAUGGUUUGUCAACGCCUUUUUUGUUUGUUUGAUUAUAGGAUGUGCCUUGCUUGCUUCUUGGAACAUUCCGUUGGGAUUGCAUUGGUUUUUAUACUUCUUGAUUGGAGUACCCACAAUGUGGGGUCAACCAUUCAUAUUCUCUUGGGUCAAUCGAUUGUUAUACGCCGAUGAUUUGAAGAGGAAUUUUGUUGUGGUGGUUACAAAUACGUUAGCAUACGUCACGGGUGCUUGGGUUCCCAUUCUAGUAUGGAACACAAAUGACAAACCUGAGUAUUUUAUUGGAUUUACAUAUACAGCAGUAUUGGCAUCGGUGGGAUUGCUUUUGACACAGGUAGUAUAUUUUUUGAGUACUAGAGACGAAAGAAGGGCCAAAAAUGAGAAGGAUAUAGAAGAAAGCAACUCAAUCGAGCUAGACUCGGAUUGA